AAGCCAUGAAGAUGAGUCUUCCUAUGAGUCGCCUGAAGGACAUGGCACCCGAGUCUGAAGAGGUCUGGAUGUUGGGGGUACCUGAGAAGUACCUGUUCAGACCAAAGACUCCCGAGUUUCAGGGGAUGUGCCUGGCCGAAUUUGCAUCAGACUACCGGGUAGUCUACGGCGAGCAAGCACAGGGCCCCAGUGCCAUUGCCCUUUUGUGUGACAAAGGACAUAUUGCCAAGAGGACAGCCGGAAAACCAGCAGUCGUUCGAUAUGCGCGCUUCUCUGAGACCAAGGCGCCAGAGAAACAUUUCAGACGACUGCUAAAGCUGUACCUCCCCCACCGAUCUGACGACGAACUCAACGACGGGGGUCGCACCUCGUACGAAGAGUUCUACAAAUCCCGACGCGACGUCAAGGACAUCGUGGAGCACAACAGGAAGCGAUUCGAGGGACGAGGCGGAGGCAUGGAUAAGGCACUCCAGAACGUCCAGUUCGGUCCGGUCCUCAACGCUUGGAACACGUUCGCACCCGAGGUUGAGGCGGAACGGCAGGAGUGUCUUGAGCUCCGUGAAAAGAUCCCAGAGGAGCAGGACGAAGACGCCGUGCCCGACUUUGAAGACCUGAAUGUCGGUGAACCCGUUCCCCGAAUCGAGGCGCCUCGGUUAAGUCCAGACUUUGUCCGCAAGAUGUUUCAGAGUCUGAACGAGACCCAGGCGUGCGUCUUCUACGCUGUGCGCCAGUGGUGCCUUCGGCGUGUGUGGGGCCAAGAUCCAGAACCGUUCCACUACUUUGUCUCUGGUGGAGCUGGUUGCGGUAAGUCCCACGUCAUCAAGUGCAUUCAUGAGGAAGCAACGAGGAUUCUGCGGCAGCUCCCGAGAUUCCGGGACGCAGCUGACAUGUCCCAGCCCACUGUCCUUCUGACUGCCUUCACGGGCACGGCAGCCUUUAACAUCGCGGGCAAAACGUUGCACUCUGUCCUUAAGCUUCCCAGGUCCCUGGAACCACCGUACCAGGGCCUGGGCAAUGCACUUGAUGAACUUCGAGCAACUUUGUCUUCGGUGGAAAUUCUCAUCAUCGAUGAGAUUUCCAUGGUUUCCAAGAAGCUGUUUGCCUACGUCAACUGGCGAUUCCAGCAGCUCAAAGGAAACCGAAGACCUUUUGGCGGCAUUUCCGUUCUCGCAGUCGGUGACUUUUACCAGCUGCCGCCGCUGGGCAGGGCCAAGCCGCUCUGUGUCUACGAGGAGACAGAGUUCGAUCUCUGGAGAGAGCGCUUCACCAUGGUCAACCUCACGGAGAUCAUGCGCCAGAAGGAUGACCGAGCGUUCGCCGAACUCCUCAAUCGACUGCGUGUCAAGCGCAAGCAAGAUCCUCUGUGCGCUGCGGACAGAGGCUUGCUCAUGAGAGCCGUCUCUGACGGCAAAGAUUGCCCGCCAGGAACGCUGCACGUCUUUGCCACCAACAAGCAGGUAGAUGGUCACAACGCAGCCACCGUGGCCUCCCUGCUUAAAGGGGACGUCAAAAUAGCGGCCGAGGACUACAGGAAGGAUGUCGCUACCGGCAGGAAGGUGCCUGUGCCCAACAUCAAAGGCACCAAGAGAGAUUUGCCUGACACCAUAAUGGCAGCUGAAGGAGCAAGAGUUAUGCUGAUCAGGAAUCUCAACGUGGAGGAUGGCCUUGUCAAUGGAACCUUCGGGACCAUCUCCACCAUUCUGCCUGACAGACGUGACCCUAAAGUCGUGAGCUUUCUUGGACUUAAACUAGAUAAUACCACAGCAGGACAGACUCUCCGCAAAAAGCUUCUGGGCCCCUCGGACGACUUGGUGUACGUCGAGAGAUCCGAGGAGAGCAUCGGUCGCAAGGGCGGAGUCGUGAGACGUCAGUUCCCCGUCAAGCUGGCCUUUGCGUGUACAGCCCACAAAGUUCAGGGAAUGACGGUGACGUCGGCUGUCGUGAGCCUGAAACGCAUGUUUCAGCCAGGCAUGGCGUAUGUGGCGCUAAGUCGCACCACUUCGCUUCAGGGUCUCACCAUCACCGAUUUUGAUGAGACAAAAAUCUAUGCUGACCCUGCCAUUACGACAGCUUUGGAAGACAUGCGCAGCGCGAGUUUCCAGAGUGUUACUCCGCUGUUGCACCGCUUCAACCGGACGGAGCGACCAGAUGCAGAGGUGACAAUCGUCCAUCAUAACACCCAAGGGCUUCCAUCUCACAUGGUGGACCUGAAGUUGCAUCACGAACUCAGGUUGGCAGAUGUGCUUUGUCUCACCGAGACACAUCUGUCAGGGUCCUCUGUAUCCUCCUCCUUUGAUCUGGAGGGAUACACUGUGUUUCACCGCAGCAGACAGGCGUGUUACACCACGUGCAGGGACAUGGCGUCAAAGGCCGGGGGUGGAGUUGCCGUGUACUGCAGGAGCGCUCUGAUGGCGGAGGCGCCGAGCUGCAUGGGACGUGUCACAGAUCUCGAAUGUCUGGUCGUGAAGGUUGAGGUCCCAGUCAAAGUGCUAAUAGCAACUGUGUAUAGACCCCCAGAUUUUGGUUUGCAAAAGUUUCUGCCAAACCUCAACGCUCUCUUGGACACAUUGGAACUGUUGGAUCACCACCCUAUUGUUGUUUGUGGUGACUUCAAUGAAGACCUCCUCUCUAGAGGCAAAAAAAGCAUAAGAGAUGCACUUCUGUCCAGAGGCUACAACCAAUUGAUCACAGAGUCUACCACAGACAAGAACACUGUGAUUGAUCACAUUUACAUUUCCCAACCUGAGAAAUGUGUUCAGUCAGGUGUUCUCCAAACGUAUUAUAGCUAUCACAGCCCGGUCUAUUGCAUUUUGACUGGCUAAAGCCUCACCAGCCAACACUGAUUUUGUGUCACACACUCACUUUGUGACACAUCAGCGUGUUGUGCUGUCCGAUUUUACAGUUGUGUCACACGUUUUUCAUGUGGCACAUUGUUCUGCUGUGUUUUGUUCUUGCUCUGAUUUGUUCUUUGAGUUCCAGGCCUGAGGGGGUCCAGGAGGUGCAGUGGUGAGAUCAGACGUCCUCCCACAAGUCCCCUCCUCUCGGACGCCCAUUCCUUUUGGAAGUCUUCUACAGCCUCCCCAUAGGCAUGUCUCAGAAUUUGGACUUGGCUUCCUGUGGUCCAGGGAGCGGGGUGUGUAGUGUGCAGUGUCGGCCGACGGCCUGUAUAGGUCCGGUAACGGCUGUAGCUCCACAUCUGCUUCCACGGCCUGCUACGACGGGACAUGCCUCAGACAACACAGAAGACCUCCAGAAGGCUGAAAGAAAAGGCUGAAUGUUGUAAAUAAAAAAUGUAUAGUAUAUAAAAAUU
This is a messenger RNA of Acanthochromis polyacanthus (spiny chromis), 3310 nucleotides long. RefSeq lists its product as uncharacterized. Gene Ontology annotation, molecular function: ATP hydrolysis activity; DNA helicase activity. Lineage: Eukaryota; Metazoa; Chordata; Actinopteri; Pomacentridae. The transcript is spliced from 3 exons. The record is from RefSeq and is a predicted model, not a curated record. Gene Ontology annotation, biological process: DNA repair; telomere maintenance. The coding region runs from base 6 to 2822 and encodes 938 amino acids.